Trypanosoma theileri is the source of this 1206-nucleotide messenger RNA. RefSeq lists its product as uncharacterized. The coding region runs from base 1 to 1206 and encodes 401 amino acids. The record is from RefSeq and is a predicted model, not a curated record. The transcript has a single exon. Lineage: Eukaryota; Euglenozoa; Kinetoplastea; Trypanosomatida; Trypanosomatidae.
AUGCUGGGUGAGCUUCCCCCUAUUGUGGUGUUGCCGUCCAACCCAGCAGACUCUCUUAGACCGGUGCCUUUAUUCGUGCGCUGCACAGGCCUCUACGAGAUUUGUCCAGGAAGCUCCCAUAUCAUUCCAUCACACAUAGACACUCCACACAUUCACACAGUACAAACAACAUCAGACUCACUUCAGACACAGCGAUCACAACUGAAUGUUGCAAAUAAACGAGAUGAAAAAACAGUACCACCACCACUCCCGUCAGCAAAUGUUUCCGAGGAAAAGAACACAGAUAAGUCUAAUGAUGCUAGUACUGGGGAUAAGCUGGACGCCCUAACAGAAAAGGAGGUGGAGGUUCUUCUUCAAGUGUUGGAAGAACGAUUCAAGAAAUACUCCGUUGUGAAACAGCAGACAUCAGAGCAGUACUUAACUCGUAUAGAGACGGAUGUUGACCGUUUUUUAACCUCAAACUAUGGAGGUGGCUCCUCACGUUUCAGUAGUGGUGUAGCUUCCUUUAUAAAGAGUACGAUAAUGGCGAGACUACCAUCACCACCUCCAGGUAAUAGGGGUGAAACGCAAGAGAAGAAUAGUACUAAGGAAAUUACUCAGAACGAGAGUAGUAGUAAUAAUAAUGGUGGUGGUAAUAAUGGAAGUUAUGAUUUACCCACUCUACAAGAGUCAGUCUAUAGGGCCAAUUGUAUUCCUUUUAAUUACUUGGAUGUACGACCGGAAAAUAUGAGGGCAAUAGGUGAAAAUCUUGUAGUACUUCGACAUUGUUUGGAGGAAUAUUUCAGACCGGGAAGUACUCUUCGAAAGUCUCUAUUGGGUCCUGUUUUACGCGCUGUCUGGAGCCAGUCGCUAACCCCGCUGGAGAAUUCCGCUAGUGAGCUCCUGCAAGUGGCGCAGCAAAACGUGUGGCCUCCACUGAAUCAUUUUAUUAGGCGAGAACAACAGCAUGGUGACUCUGUGCAGUGGAACGAGCGUCGUGCUAGGUACGACCGUAUUGUGAAGGCAUUGCAGGAUGACUUGAAUUACCUCCAUACUAUUUACAAGAUGGAUGAGACUGCAGCAACGACUUUGCCCGUGUCCAUGCAGCAGGAGGGUGCACCGGAGGGAUUGUCAGACUAUGUUCCUGUCAGUGGACUCGUGCUUUCACGAUUACACCGACUAGAGAAUGAGCAUCGAACUGUCUGGGAUUUUUGGCGGUCACGGUAA